AUGGAUCAUACCGAUAAAUAUAAAAGUAGAAUGCGGAAGAAGACCAAAGCGGUGGCUUGGAUCGUCACUGCAUGUAAACUAAAAGUUAAACACGAAGAAUUUAUUAAUGAAUUUAAAAAUGAACUCAAAGGGUACAAUUAUACUUUAGAUAUAUACGGACCUUGUGGUGAUAAAAAGUGUCCUAAGAGAAGUACAAAGAAUUGUUAUGAUAUUAUCGAACAACAUUAUUUCUUUCAAAUGGUUCUAGAAGAAACACUCGCUGAGGAUUACAUAACAGAAAGAAUGGUUAGAGCAAUGACACACAUCUCUAUACCUAUCGUCAUAGGAGGAUCGCAUUAUAACAGAUUUUUACCACCAGGCUCCUAUAUCAAUGCCCAAUCUUUUGAUAUAAAAAAAUUGGGUGCCAUUAUCGACUACCUAAUAAAGAACCCUACUACAUACGAAUAUUUCUUUGAUUGGAAAAAUCAUUACUACUACAUGGCAAGACCUAGGUCUCACAUGUGUGAUUUAUGUACGAAAUUAAAUGUAAAUAAUAUCUCUUUAAAUAAGCACUAUUCAAAGUUUAGAAAUUGGUGGGACCCAGAUUAUAAGGAACAUUGCCAAAGUGCUCAGUUUAAUAAAGGAUUUUAA
This is a messenger RNA of Pieris macdunnoughi, 630 nucleotides long. The record is from the annotation of a GenBank genome assembly. Lineage: Eukaryota; Metazoa; Arthropoda; Insecta; Lepidoptera; Pieridae.